Molecule: messenger RNA, 7292 nt
Organism: Melopsittacus undulatus (budgerigar)
Lineage: Eukaryota; Metazoa; Chordata; Aves; Psittaciformes; Psittaculidae
Gene: MED1
Product: mediator complex subunit 1
Exons: 17
Coding region: 140-4891 (1583 amino acids)
Biological process (GO): cellular response to thyroid hormone stimulus; regulation of transcription by RNA polymerase II
Cellular component (GO): mediator complex
Molecular function (GO): nuclear vitamin D receptor binding; nuclear thyroid hormone receptor binding; nuclear retinoic acid receptor binding
Source: RefSeq, a predicted model, not a curated record
GCCAUGGCGGCCGCCGCCGUCUGAGGCCGGAGGGGCCCGGCCGCGGCUCCCUCCUCCAGCCCCGUCUCGUUCCCCUUCCCCUCGGCUCCCGGAGCCAUCGCCGCGGCCCCGCUGAGGGCUGCGCAGCCCCGGCCGCAGCAUGAAGGCGGCUCCCGGCGGCGCUGAGGAGACGGAGAAGCUGAACAAGAUGAGCACCCUCUUGGAAAGACUCCAUGCAAAGUACAACCAGAACAGGCCCUGGACAGAAACCAUGAAGUUAGUGCGUCAAGUCACGGAAAAGCGCGUUGUGAUGAACUCGGGGGGGCACCAGCACCUGGUGAGCUGCUUGGAGACACUGCAGAAGGCCCUGAAAGUAUCUUCUCUGCCUGCCAUGACAGAUCGCCUGGAGUCCAUAGCUAGACAAAAUGGCCUGGGAUCUCACCUUAGUGCCAAUGGCACUGAAUGUUACAUCACUUCAGACAUGUUCUAUGUGGAAGUCCAGUUAGAUCCUACAGGGCUGCUGUGUGAUGUCAAGGUGGCUCACCAUGGAGAAAACCCUGUGAGUUGUCCAGAACUGGUGCAACAUCUGAGAGAGAAGAACUUUGAUGAGUUCUCUAAGCAUCUGAGGGGGCUGGUGAACCUGUAUAAGCUGCCAGGAGACAACAAACUGAAAACUAAAAUGUACUUGGCUCUGCAGUCCUUAGAGCUGGAUCUCUCAAAAAUGGCAGGGAUGUACUGGCAAGCCACCAACGCCAAUCCCUUGGACAAGAUUCUCCAUGGCAGCGUUGGCUAUCUCACCCCCAGGAGUGGAGGUCUCCUGAUGAACCUCAAAUAUUACGUCUCGCCCUAUGAUUUGUUUGAAGAUGGCUCUGGAGCCCCUGUUAUUUUGCAUGAGAACAAUGUCCCUCGCUCACUGGGGAUGAACGUGUCGGUCACCAUCGAGGGCACCAUGGCCAUGUACAAACUGCCAAUCGCCCCACUCAUCAUGGGCUCCCAUCCCGUUGACAGCAAAGGAACUCCGUCGUUCUCAUCCAUCACUAGUGCCAACAGUGUGGAUCUACCAGCUUGUUUCUUCCUGAAAUUCCCACGUCCCAUCCCGGUGUCUCGAGCUUUCAUUCAGAAGCUUCAGGGCUGCACAGGUAUUCCUUUGUUCGACACACCACCAACAUUUGUACCCUUGUAUGAGCUGAUCACGCAGUUUGAGUUAUCCAAGGAGGCUGAUCCAGUACCUUUAAACCACAAUAUGCACUUCUAUGCAGCUCUUCCAGGACAGCAGCACUGUUACUUUCUGAACAAAGAUGCUCCUCUCCCAGAUGGAAGAAGCCUCCAAGGAACUCUGAUCAGUAAAAUCGCCUUCCAGCACCCAGGCCGCGUCCCACUCAUCCUCAGCCUCAUCCGGCACCAGGUGGCCUAUAACACCCUCAUUGGCAGCUGUGUCAAGAGGACGGUGCUGAAGGAAGAUUCCCCUGGGAUCCUGCAGUUUGAAGUUUGCCCACUCUCUGACUCCUGUUUCAGUGUCUCCUUUCAGCAUCCCGUGAAUGACUCCCUGGUCUGUGUGGUAAUGGAUGUGCAGGACUCCACUCAUGUGAACUGUAAGCUCUACAAGGGGCUGUCUGAUGCUCUGAUCUGUACAGAUGAUUUCAUUGCCAAGGUUGUGCAAAGGUGCAUGUCCAUCCCUGUCACCAUGAGAGCAAUCAGGAGGAAAGCAGAAACCAUUCAAGCUGACACCCCAGCCUUAUCCCUCAUUGCAGAGACAGUCGAAGAUAUGGUGAAGAAAAACCUGCCCCCAGCCAGCAGCCCAGGGUAUGGCAUGACCACAGGCACCAACCCCCUGAGUGGUACCACUACCCCAACCAACACUUUUCCUGGGGGGCCCAUCACUACGUUGUUUAACAUGAGCAUAAGCAUGAAAGAGAGGCAUGACUCAGUGGGGAGCCAUGGGGAGGACUUCAGCAAAGUGUCUCAGAACCCAAUUCUCACCAGUUUAUUGCAGAUCACAGGCAAUGUGGGCUCAGCCAUUGGCUCAAGCCCAACCCCUCCCCACCACACACCACCACCAGUAUCCUCCCCAGCAAGCAACACCAAGAACCACCCCAUGCUCAUGAACCUUCUGAAGGAGAAUCCCCCUCAGGAUUUCUCCAGCCUGUAUGGGAGCAGCCCUCUGGAGAGACAAAACUCUUCCUCUGGCUCCCCUCGGAUGGAGAUUCCUGGGGGGAAUAAGCAGAAGAAAAAAAAGUCCCGCGCACCAGCGGACAAACCCAAGCACCAGACUGAGGAUGACUUCCAGAGGGAGCUCUUCUCAAUGGAUGUGGACUCCCAGAACCCCAUUUUUGAUGUCAACAUGACUGCCGAUACCCUGGACACCCCCCACAUUACCCCAGCCCCCAGCCAGUGCAGCACUCCUCCUGCUACCUACCCCCAGCCCAUCCCUCACACGCAGCCCAGCAUUCAGAGGAUGGUUCGGCUCUCCAGCUCGGACAGCAUCGGGGCCGACGUCACCGACAUCCUCUCGGACAUAGCAGAGGAGGCUUCCAAGCUCCCCAGCACCACUGAGGACUGUCCCCCCAUUGGAACUCCAGUGAGGGACUCUUCCAGUUCAGGCCAUUCCCAAAGUGCCCUCUUUGACCCAGAUGUGUUUCAGAGCAAUGCCAGUGAGAACCCCUACACGGACCCUGCGGACCUGAUCGCCGACGCUGCCGUCAGCCCCAACAGUGAUUCCUCAAACCAUUUCUUUCCUGAUGGUGUAGAUUUCAACCCUGACUUGCUCAACAGUCAGAGUCAAAGCGGCUUUGGGGAGGAAUACUUUGAUGAGAGCAGCCAGAGCGGAGACACGGAUGACUUCAAGGGUUAUGCAUCCCAGGCUCUCACUACUUUGGGGGUGCAAGUGUUGGGGGGUGAUGGGGGGGACAAUAAAUUCAAGGGGAGCACUCAGUCCGACACGGUAGAUUUUAGUAUUAUUGCAGCUGCAAGCAAAGCACUGGGCUCCUCGGACAUCAUGGAGCACCACAGUGGGGGGCAGAGCCCUCUGCUGAACACAGGGGAUUUAGGGAAAGAGAAGUCUCAGAAACGGGUAAAGGAAGGCAAUGGCUCUGGAAGUGCCAUGGCAGGAGCCGGGAUAGAUGGGAAGCCUGGGAAGCGCAGCCGGACACCAUCCAGUGAUGGCAAAAGUAAAGAGAAGCUUCCCAAGCGGAAGAAGCAGGAGACAGAUGGGAAAUCCCCAUCUCACAGCUCGUCCAACAGGCCUUUCACACCACCAGCAAGCACAGGUGGGUCCAAAUCUCCCGGGAGCUCGGGCAGAUCUCAGACUCCUCCUGGUGUAGCAACUCCUCCUAUCCCCAAAAUCACCAUUCAGAUCCCCAAAGGAACAGUGACUGUUGGCAAACCCUCUUCACACGGCCAGUACACGAGCAGUGGCUCCGUCACCUCCUCCAGCAGCAAAAGCCAUCACAGCCAUUCUUCCUCCUCCUCCUCUUCUUCCUCCUCUUCAACCUCAGGCAAGAUGAAAAGCAGCAAAUCGGAAGGGUCUUCGGGCUCCAAGAUGAGCAGCAGCCUCUACUCAGGCCAAGGCAGCUCGAGUUCAGGCCAGUCCAAAAGCUCAGGCCAGUCAGUGGGGAAACCGGGAUCUUCCCCCAUCACCAAACACGGCCUCACCAGCGGCUCUGGGAGCACCAAGAUGAAACCUCAAGGAAAGCCAUCGUCACUUAUGAACCCAUCCAUGAGUAAACCAAACAUCUCCCCCUCUCAUUCGAGACCCUCGGGGGGUUCUGAGAAGCUCGCUUCUCCCAUGAAACCUGUCCCAGGUACUCCCCCAUCAUCUAAAGCGAAGUCACCCAUCAGUUCAGGUUCUGGAGGCUCCCACAUGUCUGGGACCGGCUCAAGCUCAAGUAUGAAGUCGUCUUCAGGAAUGGGAUCUUCUGGGUCGAUGUCUCAGAAACCACCUCCUUCAUCAAACUCCUCCACGGCAUCCUCCUCUUCCUUUUCAUCCAGUGGGUCUUCCAUGUCCUCAUCUCAGAACCAGCAUGGCAGCUCCAAAGGCAAGUCUCCAAGCAGAAACAAGAAGCCAUCUCUGACUGCAGUCAUAGACAAGCUUAAACACGGGGUUGUCACUAGCGGGCCUGGUGGAGACGACCCAAUGGAUGGACAAAUGGGGCCAAGUUCCAAUUCCUCAAGCCAUACCAUGUCCUCCAAACACAACAUGUCUGGAGGGGAAUUCCAGGGCAAACGUGAGAAGAGUGACAAAGAGAAGUCCAAAGUCUCUGUUUCUGGGGGAUCUGUUGACUCUUCCAAGAAAACUUCGGAUUCCAAAAGCGUUGGAAGCACCGGCGUGGCCAAAAUCAUCAUCAGCAAACACGAUGGCGGUUCCCCCAGCAUUAAAGCCAAAGUGACUUUGCAGAAGCCUGGGGAAGGAGGUGGGGACAGCCUCAGGCCUCAGAUGGCUUCUUCCAAAAGCUACGGGUCCCCUCUCAUCAGCGGCUCGACCCCAAAGCACGAGCGCUGCUCUCCCAGCCACAGCAAGUCCCCUGCCUACACCCCCCAGAACAUUGACAGUGAGAGCGAGUCAGGCUCCUCCAUAGCAGAGAAGUCCUACCAGAACAGCCCCAGCUCCGACGAUGGCAUCCGGCCCUUGCCCGAGUACAGCGCCGAGAAGCACAAGAAGCAUAAAAAAGAGAAGAAGAAGGUGAAAGACAAAGACCGGGAUAGGGACAGGGAGCGGGACAAGGACAGGGAUAAGAAGAAGUCGCACAGCCUGAAGCCAGAGAGCUGGUCCAAGUCGCCCAUCUCGGCUGAGCAGCCUCUGGCCAUGGGCAGCAGCUCCAUCCUUGCUUCCGAGCGCCCGCCCCGUGCCAGCCCCGAGUUCCUCAUUGGGGAGGAGGAUGAUGAUCUCAUGGAUGUGGCUCUGAUUGGUAACUAAUAUCCCUAAUGUCUGGAAGUGAUGGUUCCAGAUCCCCCUGUGAACCUGCCAUGCUGCUGACCAGGCUGUGGGUGAAAAGGGGGGAGCAAAAAGUAUUCCCAAGGAUCUCCAAAGACAAAGGAAAGUGCCAGUGCCAGCAGCUCCCUCGGGAUCCAGGUCCUGACUGUGGCCUUCACGCUGCUGGCACUUACACUUGCUUUUAAUAAGUAUUAAUAACCCCAUUAGAGUUAAUGGGUAUGAAGCAAAGUGUGUGUGAGCAUGGGAGCAGACCCCAGAGUGGUGCAAGCGGGAUCAUGGGCUGUUCAGGAGAGUCUUGAGUCCCUCUUCCCCUCAUCCCACUUGGAAUCAAGUUGCUUUUGUAUCAAGGAAGUUUGAUUUCAGGGCUGGACUUCUAAAGGAUGAUUGGAAGGAAAAGAAACCAAUAAGGUCUGAUAUGAUUCUUGGGGUGUUUCUAUAUUCAGUGCCCAAGCCAGUGUGGAGCUGAGCAACUUCAGCUUCCUCUGGUCUGAAUCCUGCUCCGUGCUCUGAUGGAUAGCAGGAUUCUAUUCCCAGCCUGGCGAUGAAGGAUUGCUGUCUGUAUUGGACUUCCCUUCUGGGUUAGGUAUUUAUUCAGGUGCUGGGAUGCCUCAGUUCUACUGGUGUGAUGCAGAGCCCAGAGAGCCUCAGGAACUUGGGAAUUGCUGUGCCCUGGACAGCUGGUGAAGUUGUGGAAUAUUGAAGCAAAUCUGAAUGGAAAAGGGACUCUGUUGGCUUCAGCCUAGAGCUUCCCCCACUGCAUCCCUGGAGCUGUGACCUGCAUCCUGGUCCUGCCCACAGUGCUUCCCCACUAUGGAUGCUUCCAGUGAUGGCAAUAGGAUGCCUUGUGCAUGGUCAUGGCCACAGACAGGGCUUGUCCCGGUUCCUGAACCCUGCAGGGUUUCAUUUGGGGCUUUGCUUUGUUUUCCCUUUGUUUCUGGUGAUUCCAGUACCACUCACAAGUGCUGCUGCCUCAUAUCCCUGCUGGAAAAGCAUCCCUGGCUGCCCCUCCUGGGAGCAGAGCUGUGCAGAGCAGGGAUUUCCCUCAAAGAUGGCAAUUUUUCCUCUUUUGGCUGGAAUUAGGAGCAUGACUCAGGCAUCCUUUAUGGUCUUAUCUUGUGGUCCCUGAAAGGAAAAGAGACUCAGGAGAGGGUUGUAUUAUUCCAAGCAGUUCAGUGUGAUUCACUGAGGAGGAAUCCAGGAAAUGGGAGUUCUGGGAGCACAUCUGAAUCAUGUACCUGCUCCCAGGGGAUUUUGCUGUUGAUUCCCAGAAGCCAGGGUUUUCCCAGUGGGAUUGGGAUGAAACUUCAUGUUUUGGGGAAGAUUCCACAGAGAUUCCUAGUCCGCUCCCAACAAGUUGCUGCUUUAAAGCUUAUUCAAAGCUUUUAAUUGUAGGGAUUUUCCACCUCUUCCUCCUGCCUUCGGUGGAAUUCCGGAUCCUGAGUUUCCCCAAGCCCCUUCGUUGCUUCUCCUUGUAUUCCCCACCAUUUCCUCUUCCUGGUUUGCAGCCUGUAGCUUCCCCCUUCCCAUCUCCCAUGCACCAAGAAGAUGGGAAUGUGGUAAAGGAAAUCAAGAGUCAACCUGGAGCAAACGUGUUGGAGCUGCGGGACUGCAGAGGAUGGAGGGAAGAAGCUCAUCCAGGAUUGCAGCUCCAGAAGUGGUCUUCCUGGAAGCAGGAAGUGGCUCCGGAUCCCCCUCAUUUUGUGCUGGUUUUGGGGGGGACUUUAAGUUGUUUUGUUUUCCAGAGCCCUUUGAGCUGCUCUGGGAUGGGUAAAGGUUUAAAAGCAGUGUUCAAUCAGCGCUGGGGAUUUCAGCGGGGGGUUCUUUGGACUUGGCCUUUUCCUGCUCGGAAUCACGCUGGGAAUUCAAGGGAAUGCCGCUCAGCAUCAGAAUAAGCACACAGAUGGGUUGGAAAGGAGUGAUCUCACCCAACCAAAGCUCAGUAUCUUCAAUUUCUCCUCUCGGGAACAUCUCCUCUCAGAGAGCACCAUGGCAGCAAUUUAACGCUUUUCACCCCAUUUUGGUGCCCUGUUUUCCUGCGUCAUCCCCUUCCCAUGAUGUAAAUCAUGUGACAGACAGACCAGAGCCGUGCUUAGGGAUGAGCUGUGUGAUCCUGUGACUACUCCAAUGUGUCAGGGCUCGGUCUGUGACACAAAAAAGGUUUAUUUUUCAUAGAUUCCUUGGCUUCUGCGGGUAUUUUACAUCUUUCAGUAUUGGAAAGAGAACCCUUCAGAAGGUGCGAACAGGACCGGAGCCGAAUGGGUCCAGGGGCUAGAGGACGAUGUGCUGAGGGUGUAAAUACGCGGCUGGGUCUGUAACCGCUCCGGUUUUGGGGCAAUAUCGCGGAAAACGCGUUUGUUACACGCCAAUAAACCCCUUUGGUACA